AUUCCAUUCCAUUGUAUUCCAUAUUUUCUAUUCUAUUCUAUGCUAUGCUAUGCUCUGCUCUGCUCUGCUCUGCUCUGCUCUGCUCCACUCCACUCUACUCCAAAGUUCUGCAGGCUCCAAAACCUCCCCAUGAAGACCACCCACCCUCCCCCGUUCCUCAGCUCCUGAGUCCCUCGGAAUUCGAGCUCUCCAGAGCUUUAGCCCCUGAAGACACCCCCCCCACCAGACCAGCAAGCAGGCACUUCUGUCCCCCCCCCCGGUGAGGUUCUGGGCUUCUCCAAAGAGCCCUUCCGUGGGGGACACGCACUCAGGACGCCAGGAGAGGCUGAAAGCCCAUGUUGCCUUUCUCAAACCUGCUUUGUCGGGCCCGUCAGCUCCCGGCGUCGCUUCGGUUGAACCAGGAAAAAAAAAAUAGGGCAGCCCUGAACGCGCCAGCCUUAAGGCCUCUGGCCGGCCGGGCGCGGAUCCGGGGGGGGGGGGAGGCUGUGGCCGGACAUACACACACACACACACACAGAGAGAGACAGACAGACAGACAGACAGACAGACGAACGAUCUUCCCUCCGCCCAUGGAGCCCAUCGCGGCGCGCACAGCGCGGGGAGCGGCCCUCGUUUUUUGGCAGGCGCUGGUGACGGGCGACGGCUGCGCCCUCCUCGGCUGCCUGGCCGAGCCCGGGAGCGGCCUGGGGGCCAACUCCGUCUUCGACAUCAGCGACUCGGACGAGUGGCGCCAGUACCGCUCCAACGCCCGCCAGCUCAGGCUGUGGUCCCUGACCUACGAGCAGGAGCUGACCACGCCGCUCCACAUCACGGCCAGCCGCGGCUACCUGGACUGCUUGCGCCACCUGCUGCUGCGCGGGGCCGAGGUGGACCUGGCGCCCGGCGGACAGACGGCCCUGCACGCGGCUUGCGCCGCCGGCGCCGCCGACUGCGUCCGCCUGCUGCUCUCCUUCGGCGCCGACCCGGCGGCCGUCUCGGACGGCGGCUUCCAGCCGCUCCACCUCUGCCGGAGCCCCGGCUCGAGCGAGUGCGCUCGCCUCCUGCUCAGCCACGGGGCUCCGGUGAACGGCGCGUCGGAGGAGGAAGGGGACACCCCGCUGCACGUGGCGGCCCGGCUGGGCCUGCCGGAGCUGGUGGGCCUCUUCCUGCAGCACGGGGCCGACCUGGAGGCCACCAACGGCGAGGGGGAGACCCCGCUGAUCGCCGCCUGCAGCCCGGCGCACUCCGCCCGGGCCGCGGAGGCGCACUUCGACGUGUGUCGGCAGCUGGUGGAGGCCGGCGCCCGGGUGAACGCCGCCGACCGCGACCGGCAGCGGCCCCUGCACCAGGCCUCCAAGAACGCCAACGCCCGCGUCGUGGCGCUACUCCUGGCCCGCGGCGCCAACGUCAACAUCAUGAGCUACAGCGGCAACACGGCGCUCCACAACGCCCUCCAGGUGGCGGCCUACCGGCUGGAGCACCAGCCCGAGCUGACCGUGCGCCACUUGCUGAACCACGGCGCGGUGCGCGUCUGGCCCGGGGCUCUGCUCAAGGUGCUGCGCCACUGCUGCGCUUCUCCCCGCACGGUCGAGACCCUGCUCAACUGCUACGCGCGUGUGCCGGUGACGGAGGCCUGGCAGCAGGCGGUCCCCGAAGAGCUGGUGCGGCACCCCGGCUUCUUCCGCUCCCUCUUCGCCCUGGGCCAGGGCCCGCGCAGCUUGCAGCACCUGGCCCGCUGCGCCCUCCGCAGUUGCCUGGAAGGCCGCCUCCUCCAGGCCCUGCCCCACCUCCGGCUGCCCCCCGCCUUGGAACAGUUCGUGCUGCUUCGCUUCGAGGACCUGCUUUACUAGCCCCCCCCCGCCUCCCCGGGGCAGGGGCUAUCUGGAAUCCCAGCCGAGCGAAGCGCCCUUCAGCCGGGCCCGACAGAGACGGCGGGAGAGCCCAGGACGCUUCCAGCACUGGCUCGGAGCGCCGGGACGGCCGGACCACCCCCCUCCCACCGGACAGCGCGGGGAGGGAGGAUCGGAACCGACCCGCCCUUGCCGGCGGGAAGCUCCCGGAGGCGAGCGAGGCUGGAGAAAGAUCCAGAGAUCUGCCAGAGGAAAAAAAAGGCCGGGGUUGCGCCCGCUUCCCGGGAGCGGAGAGACUGGGGGAGCCCCCCCCCCCACGGCGGCUUUAGGGCUCCGGGGCUCCCGAACUUAUCGCCCUGGCCCGCCCCGGCUGCAUUCCUGGCUGGAGAGCACUUGGGGGGGGGCACUGGACCCGAGAGUGACUUGAGCCUCCCCACCUCCCCGUCUGAGCCCCCAAACCGACGUGGGAAUCCCUGGAAAGGUGGAAAGCAAACGGGCAGAGACUCCGUCCCGCAGGCCCGGAGAAACAACACUCCCCCCCCCCGCCGUCGCCUUUCUCUCGCCCGGAAAGAGAUCCGGGCUGUUUUGUAGAUUGCCCGGGUGCGUAAUAAAGACGCUACUGCUGCUGCUCCUCCGCUGUGCGUGGCUGUGCCUGGGGGGCCUCUCCUCCUCCUCCGCGAUCUUGGGAAAGGCAGCGGAGGACGGACCGUCGCCGGAAGAGUCAGCUUGCCUGAAACGGGAGAGGUUCCCCUGCUGGAGCCAGGGGUUGGACUGGAUGACCUCCGAGGUGCCUUCCAGCUCUUCUUCUACGAUUCUGCGGCGGCAAGGGCGCUUACAGCUCGGACGAGGAGGCGGCGGCGGCGGCGGCGGACGAGCGGCCGGGCGAGGCGGGCUGCGGCAGCGAGCGGGAGGAGGCGAGCUCGGCCGAGGCGGACAGCGACGACGAGCCUUUCCCGGAGGCUCCCGGCGGCGCGGCGGGGACGGGGGCCACGGGCAAGGCCAAGCGGGGCG
This is a messenger RNA of Crotalus tigris (Tiger rattlesnake), 2840 nucleotides long. It is a transcript of the gene ASB10, whose product is annotated as ankyrin repeat and SOCS box containing 10. Gene Ontology annotation, molecular function: protein binding. Bases 336 to 1829 code for a protein of 497 amino acids. The record is from RefSeq and is a predicted model, not a curated record. The transcript has 6 exons. Gene Ontology annotation, cellular component: nucleus; cytoplasm. Gene Ontology annotation, biological process: intracellular signal transduction. Lineage: Eukaryota; Metazoa; Chordata; Lepidosauria; Squamata; Viperidae.